This is a messenger RNA of Macrosteles quadrilineatus (aster leafhopper), 1723 nucleotides long. RefSeq names its product putative DENN domain-containing protein 10 B. Gene Ontology annotation, molecular function: small GTPase binding; guanyl-nucleotide exchange factor activity. Gene Ontology annotation, biological process: protein transport; regulation of early endosome to late endosome transport. The transcript has 9 exons. Bases 266 to 1300 code for a protein of 344 amino acids. The record is from RefSeq and is a predicted model, not a curated record. Gene Ontology annotation, cellular component: late endosome. Lineage: Eukaryota; Metazoa; Arthropoda; Insecta; Hemiptera; Cicadellidae.
GUGCUAGUUGUUGACUUACUAUAACAACUUAGUUAAAUUCCUAUUCCUUUGCUUCAAAUUAAAUUACACUUCUAUAGUUUUUAGACCAAAAGUUUUUGUGGAUAUGUAAUAUAGGCUACAUCAAAAUAAUUGGGUUAAUGUAGUAAGAAAUCAUAGACACAAUUAGGAAUAACUAAAGUGAGGUUAGGUAUCUCAUCACUCAGACAUUGGGUUGGGUGGGUGCAACUCCAAUUUAACAAUUUUCCUACAGAAUACCGUUGUUGAAAUGGAAAUGUUAUCAUGCAACAUUGUUGAAAAGGACUGUAACAAUGAUGUGUUAUGGGCUUGGACAUAUCCUUCAGUAACAAAUGAACAAAAAUCGUUAAUUCUUAGAAAAUGUAGUUUUGAUCUUGGUCAUCCAUUUCUUUAUGGAAGAUACAGGAGUCACUGGUUUUAUAUAAACUGUACUGAAGUCUUUGAAUCAGACAAUUUACCUGGGGUAAAGCAGUUUGCUCUUGUUCUUUGGUCUCGUGAUUUCAAUCCUGAAAAAUAUGAAACUCUCUGCCGUAUUUUAAGCAAAAGCUACUGUAAAACAGGAAACCCUGUCAUGCUUUUGAAGCUGAUUUUGUCAGUCAUGACAAGAGGAGCAUGUACUACUGAAGAGAAUGGAACGUAUUUCACUAAAGAUUUUGAAAGGAACGCCCUACAGAACAAUGUUACUAUGUUGAAAGAACUAAUAAAGCUGUUUGAACUGCAGACAAUUAUUAUUUACACAGCAUUGUUAUUGAAGAAACGUUUGGUCAUCUAUCAUCAUAGCUUGCCCCAGUUACUCAAGUGGGUUCGUACUUUCCCUGCUCUGAUGGCUCAUAGACCCGAGGCGGAGAACCUUUACCCUUGGGUGGACUUAUGCAACGACGAGUUGGACCAAAUUACAAACAGCCAAAGCAGCAUUGUCGGGUGUGGAGAUAGCAGGAUACUAUCCAGGGUGGAUCUGUUUGAUGUGUUGGUCAACUUACCAGCUCGCGAGAUCACCAUAGCUCCACAUGCCAAAGAGUCCAUGACCAUGACCAAGGCUCACAAGGAGAUCGCUCUGUUCCUAGUCCAGCUGGCUGACAGAGAAGGAAUCACCGAGGCUCAGAUAGUCAGGGAGGUUGCUGAUAAAACACAAGACCUUCUCUCUCAUCUCAGAUCACUCGCCACAGAAAGUACAAAUGGAGAGAACAAGGCAGUUUCAAUGGAAAGUUUAAGAGUGAAAAAGUUUUCACCUGCUGUUGAAAACUUUUUACUUCAAUUGGCUCUAGCAGAGAAUUUAUUGGUAUAGUUUUAAGGUCAGUUUGAAGUGCAUUAUAUUAUACUGUAUUAUUGCUUGUGAUAGCUAUGAAUUGUAUGAUUAUACUGAAUAUAGUUUUUUUUAUAACCACAAGACUAAAAUGUUAGUUAAAUUGCAUUAUUACACCUAAACUAUACUAUGUUAAUGGGUCUUGUAUAGAAUUUCUCUGAAAAAUAAGAAUCAACUGGCACCAUGUAGGUCCUACCAUAUAGUACCUAAAGUCAAUACUGAAUGCAUUCAAGGAGCUUCCUGGUAAUAGCUAUAGAUAACUAAUAUUAGAGAGUUAGUUGGCUAUAGCUACUACAAGUAAGAUAGCGUGUGGUAGAUAAUGUAAUAGUCUAUAUCAAUUACAUUUCGGAUUGUGAAAUCCAUCCAGGAAACGUGAAAUUGAUAUAAAAUCUUACAAUAGACCCA